This is a messenger RNA of Dentiscutata erythropus, 525 nucleotides long. Lineage: Eukaryota; Fungi; Glomeromycota; Glomeromycetes; Diversisporales; Gigasporaceae. The record is from the annotation of a GenBank genome assembly.
AUGACUGGAAAGAUUAUUCCCUAUAAAAAUAUACCUGGUUAUAAUCUGUUAUUGCCACCUGAGGAGCGAACUAUAAAAUCAUAUGUUGACUAUGUUUUGAGACCUGAAUAUGAAAAACCAGAAACACAAGAACUUCAAGUGGAAGAUCUGUUGAAAAUAGUAGAAGAUGAUGUUGAAACUGUUUACGCAAAAUAUCAUGAUGGUGUUAAAACAGUUUGGUUUCCUAUGAUAAAUUUUGUUCAUCAUUAUAAUGUCUUGAACAGUAUUAAAAAUGAAUUAUAUACAUUAGGUAUAACAAUGCCUUUAUGUAAAUUCAGUAGAGAAAUUGAUGAAAUUACUGCUGAGUUAAUAAAUAUCUUUAAAAAAGAAUAUUCUCAUCCAGAAGGCAUAUUCACUCGAAGAUUAGGAACAGUUCAAAUGGUCGAUAAAUCUAACAAGCAUUAUUUCAUUAAAUUAGACGUUUCUGUUUUAGAAAAAGAAAAAGAACACGACCAUUUUCAAGCAUCUAUUUUCCAUUUUAAGUAA